Messenger RNA from Truncatella angustata, 858 nucleotides. Its product is annotated as HAD-like domain-containing protein. The transcript has 2 exons. The record is from RefSeq and is a predicted model, not a curated record. Lineage: Eukaryota; Fungi; Ascomycota; Sordariomycetes; Amphisphaeriales; Sporocadaceae. Bases 1 to 858 code for a protein of 285 amino acids.
AUGUCAACGAACAACCAGCCCAAGGUCAUACUCUUUGACAUUGGUGGAGUUGUUGUUGUUUCACCAUUUCAGGCCAUUCUCGAUUACGAAUUGGGCUUAGGAAUUCCGCCAGGAUGGGUCAACUAUUCUAUCUCCAAGACGUCUCCAAAUGGUUUCUGGCAUAGGUUAGAACGGGGAGAGAUACUCAUGGACGAUGCUUUUUUCCAAGGUUUCGGGAAAGAUCUCCAUGAUCCUACACGAUGGGAAGCAUUCUACAAUACACAGCAAGGCAAGAACCCGAAGUUGCCAAAGGAGGUUCCACCACUACCAACACUGGAUGCGAAGUGGCUGUUCAACGAGAUGAUGACACAAUCAGCCACCCCAGACCCUUGGAUGUACCCCGCGCUCAAGAAGCUGAAGGAGAGCAACAAGUUCAUCGUGGCUGCUGUAAGCAACACGAUGAUCUUCCCUCCCGGACACCCGCUUCACCAAAGUGAUUAUUUUAGCGGACCCGUCCGAGGCUUGUUCGACGUCUUUGUGUCUUCAGCACAUGUCGGCCUGCGGAAGCCGGAUCCGAAUAUGUACGAGUACACACUGAGCCAAGUGAACGACUUCGCCAGGGAGCGAGUCAAGAGGCAAGAUGGGAGUUCGGCAAGCUUGAGCAGCGGCGUGAAGCCGGCAGAUGUUGUUUUUCUAGAUGAUAUCGGCGAGAAUUUGAAAGCAGCAAAGAAGCUCGGAUUCCAGACAAUCAAAGUCAACCUUGGUCGGGCAUUUGAGGCUGUCGAUGAGCUUGAGAAGGUGACUGGGCUUAGAUUGGCUGGCAAUCAUCCCAGGGUAGCUAUCAAACCGAGAUUUGGCCCUGCAAAAGCCAAGAUAUAA